Molecule: messenger RNA, 1103 nt
Organism: Mytilus trossulus (common blue mussel)
Lineage: Eukaryota; Metazoa; Mollusca; Bivalvia; Mytilida; Mytilidae
Exons: 2
Coding region: 213-1079 (288 amino acids)
Source: RefSeq, a predicted model, not a curated record
AGUCGGUUUAUUUAUUCAUUGUAUCAAAUACAUAGACCAUGAACUGCUUGUUUUCUAUUCAAAAUGCUCAGUUUAGCUUGAAAGUAUUCGUUUGUACUAAAUCGUAAUAACUAGCGACACGGAGAACACUUUCAUAUAAUAAGACGCUCUAUUUCUUUUUAUGUGUAUUUUCUUUAAAUUUGUUUUCCUUUUUCGGAGAUUUCACAUUAUGUAUGAAUAUUGUUUCAUCAACUAUGAAGAUGUUCUCGGCUGCUGACGUGUACUUGAAACGAUUGAAACAGAGACCACCUCCUCCGGGAUUUGCACAACUAUACAGUACCAAAGAUUUAAAUAAUAGUGCAUUUAAAAAAAACGACAGCACAACUAAUGCAAACGGUAAAAUUUGGACAAAAGAUGAACAGAUUCUUUUACAAGCUGUCAAAAUGUCUGAAAACUGCCCGCCUGCGUCGCGACCGAUGUCAGAGGCAACCAAAGGAUUUUGGGAGCUACUUAAUCGAAAUUUCUCGGUGACUAGAAACCAACAAGUUAAAAACACAUGUGAUAAUGACACAAAUACAGAUAAGGAAACUUUACAUCAUAAUUCAUCUAAUAAUUCAAUAGACAAUGGAAACAUGUGUAAAAAUACACAUGCGGAUACUGACAAUAUAUCGAUAAACAAUCGAAGCAUGUUUAAAAAAACACAGGCGGAUACUAACAAUUUUUCGAUAAACAAGGGAAGUAUGCGUAAUCAUUUGCCUGCAGAAACCGAUAAUUUAUCGAUAAACAGCAAAGCGUCGCAGACAUGUGUGUCUUCGAUCAGCAUGGACAGGGAACAGUUUGGAAACGUAAAACUGGUACUACAUGCGUACAAUGACUUUGUAGGCGGAGAACAUUGUGUUGUAAACGUUUUAGAGGAUACAGAACAAAAUAAGAAUUUAGAAUCUAAUCUUAUAUGCAUAGACAAUACACAUGAUAUCAGACUUAUAUUUCGCAACAAACCGCAUAAUGUAUUAUCAACACUGGAAUUAGCCAGUUGUCGUUUGGAUAAUUUAUCUAUGAAUGACUUAGAAGAUAAACUGUCAAAGAUGGCUUAUGAAUAAAAAAUUAAACACAAAAUGUUACUC